This is a messenger RNA of Oncorhynchus mykiss (rainbow trout), 3145 nucleotides long. RefSeq names its product IGF-like family receptor 1. Lineage: Eukaryota; Metazoa; Chordata; Actinopteri; Salmoniformes; Salmonidae. The record is from RefSeq and is a predicted model, not a curated record. Gene Ontology annotation, molecular function: protein binding. Gene Ontology annotation, cellular component: plasma membrane.
AAAUUUGCAUGGGGCUGAAACCAGCGUUCAGUAUAUAACGAAGAGAUGCUCAUGUUUCCGCUCUAACAUUAUGAGUCUUUGUUCCAAAGGCGGGAAGGAAGGCAACAACAGUUUAAGUCUGUAUUUUAUUCGAAUUGGGCGUCUCCGCGCUGAAACUAUACCACCAGAGAAAACAGCCGAUCGAGCGAAACACCUCCUACUUUAUGUAGCCCUGAUUCUGUCUGGCCAGAAGUAGUAUGACAUUUCGUCCAGACAGUCUAAAAAUACUGAAACAAACAAACCAAUUGUGCGCUGCCUUAUGGGACUCCAGUCACGGCCGGUUGUGAACCAGGGUGUCUGUGGGGACGCCUCCAACACUGAGACGCAGUGCAGACCGCUGCGCCACUCGGGAGCCACAGGCUUCUCUUAACAAAAUGGGCCACUAUUCUGAUAAUUGCUCUGAUGACUUGGAUACAUUUUGGGAUGAGUCGAGAAAUAAAUGUGUGCCAUGUCAUCAACAUCCACAGCAUCCGAUCCAACCAGGGCACGAAUUUAGUCCAAACUGUGGCAUGCAUGAUGAUGGGGGGAGGUCGGAAAUACCAUAUCGGAAAUGUGCGGCUCAGACCUUCAAUAAUGGGAGUUUCGUGAAAUGCCAACCCUGUUCUAGCUGCCCCCCAACUCAUCAAAAGCUGUCCGAAUGCAACAUCACGACAGACACGCAAUGCUGCGGAUCGAGGGACCAGACAGGCUGUCGGGAAGGAGUCCUGGGUACUACGACUCAACAGGUGCAACAGUCAACAAUGUUAAAGGUCCAAAUGUCAACAUCAAAUCCCACCACAGCCAAACACACUGAUCAAACCAUCAGACCACCAGACGUCAACCAUAAGACUGCAUGGAUAGUGCUUACUGUCAUCUUGGUUCUCGCUGUACUUGCAUUUCUCUUAUUCAUCUAUAUUAAGAAGAGAAGGGGAAGAUCAAGAGCCUUUUGCAUCAGAGGUAAGGAGAAUAAGCCAUGCUUCAUGGUCAGCCUUAAAGACUGCCUCCCAUCAGACAAUAUCCUGUACACCAACCAACAGUCAUGGACUAGUAGAAGAACAGCAGCUGUCAAUGAAGAGGUUGCUCUCCUACAGUCAGAGACAAGGAACCUAGAGGACAUUUUGAGUCCUAACCUCCAGUCUGCGCCACUGCAAACGGUUCUGGACAACCUGGAUGUUCUAGAGGAGCUUGUGAUCCUGCUGGACCCAGAGAUCCCUGGGGUAAAGAACACCAGCCACCUAGCAUCUCGCUGCUCCUUCCCCGCCACCUGGAUUACCUACACCUACUCCAUGAGGGACAGCAAGAGCCCCCUGAGGGCCGUGCUGGAGGGGGUCACCACCAAGCACCCAGACUGGACUGUAGGACAAUUGGCCAGGCUGCUGAGAGAGAUGGACCGGAACGACGCAGUGGUGGUGCUCACCAAACUCACCUUGUUUAAGGUUGUCUAGUCUGGGUGUGUUUUGUGUUGGGUCCGGAAAAGAUGGCUCCAUCCAGAUACAAUCACAAGUCUCUACCACCUGCAAAGGCACUGAGAUAUAACAGGAGGGCCAGUAGGAGGCAUGCUUUCCUUGGGGACCCCAAAGUCCCAAGGCAGUGAUUGGGAACACUGUUCUUUUGCAUUACGGUUCAAAUAAGAUAUUUAACUGUGAUAACAUGGCACUUAUUACUUAAAGCAGGGAUGUUAACCCCGGUGUCCUGAAAAAGAGGAGCCGCACACUCUAGUAGCUCAGAUGCAAUAAUGUAAUAACCUAAUAACCAACGUUUCGACAGACAAGCUGUCUUCAUCAAGGUAUAAUGACAAACACGGUGGGGUGACUAGUUUAUAUAGUGUCAAAGGACACACACGUGUCUGUAAUCAUGACCGGGUGUGGCUUGAUAUCGUUGGUUCAUUUUCAGAUAUAUAUAGAACAUACAAAAACAUGAAUCAUAGAUACAAUUUUGCUACAUCGGCCUACAAACCUAUACAAUGAAUAGUAAAAUCACAAAAAUGGCUUCAGAUCAAAGUCCAGGCAGCCUCUCGUUUUAACAAUAAAUUGUCGAGGUCCCCCCCACCCCCCUCUCCUAGUGAGGGUGACGUGUUCGAUGCCGAUAUAACGUGAGUACGAAAUCGGGUGGUUCACUUCCAAAAAGUGUGCCGCAACUGGGUAUGUUGAGUUUUUGCACCUAAUGGUGCUGUGAUGCUCUGAGAUCCGUAGUUUUAAUUCGUGCUUCAUUUUACCACUAGGACAAGUUAUAAGAUAAACAACACGUUUGAUUGGGAUCCGUUUCCCUGGUUGGGGCUUUUUUAUUUUUAUUUAACUAGGCAAGUCAGUUAAGAACAAAUUCUUAUUUUCAAUGACGGCCUAGGAACAGGUUACCUGCCUGUUCAGGGUCAGAACGACAGAUUUGUACCUUGUCAGCUCGGGGGUUUGAAUUUCAAUAGCUCCUUGGUCAUGUGACUUCAAACAAGGUUCAGAAUGUCCACUCAGUGUCCCUACACAUUGCACAACCUUUAGUUUGUCCAUUUUAAUCUUACAUGGUUUUACAUGAAUUUAUAAAAAUGUAGAAUUUCAAUAGCUCCUUGGUCAUGUGACCUAAUGUCCGCUGACUACCCUUCUAUAUUGCACACUCUUGUUUGUGUACUGUAAAAUCACGUGGUGUAACAUACCUUUUUCAUAAUUUCACAUUUGCAAUAGCUCCUUGGUCAUGUCAAUUACACACCUAAGAAGCAUGCAGUAGAUAUACACCCAUAUUGCAUAACCUCUAGUCGUGUAUCUUCUAUAUUGUUGUACAUUAUUAUUAGUUUGACAAUUAGGGGGUUCAGUCCAGUGUUUACCCUUUUCUUUAAUGUUUAUCUACAAUAGUUGGUCGUUCUAAGUACUUAUUUUCCCUGUUUUUUAUUUUUCCUAUUGUGUAUUUGGUACACAAUAGGAGAGAGACAGAUAAUAUCUCCUUUCGUCGUUAAUAUCAACCAUAAAGGAAAGGGGCAAAGUACGAGAGUCAUGCUAUUAAUUGUCCAAAGCAGGGAUGGAGCGGGAGCUAGUGAGGUAAGCUGCAGUGGGUUUGCUGGUCAAUACAUAUACUGAACAUGUAACCACAGUAUUGGUGGCCAGUAAAUCAAUUAAUAAAAAUGUUAUACUGACAAAUUAAA